Messenger RNA from Paramecium octaurelia, 1007 nucleotides. The record is from the annotation of a GenBank genome assembly. Lineage: Eukaryota; Ciliophora; Oligohymenophorea; Peniculida; Parameciidae.
AUGCGAAAGAAAAUAGAGAAAACAAAAAAAAGUAUCCGCUCUCAUUUAUCUUUAGAACCUUGGACUGAUUAUGAAGACACCCAGGUAAUGUAAUUGGUCGAAUAAUACGGUCCUCAUAAGUGGACAUUUAUAGCCUCCAAAUUACCAGGAAGGAUUGGAAAAUAAUGCAGAGAGAGGUAUUGGUUUUUUUGAUUGUCUUUAGAUGGCAUAAUCACCUAAAUCCUUUGAUUAAAAAGACUCCUUGGGAUUUAAGUGAGGAAUGGCUGCUUUUCUUAUAUCAUAAAGCGAUUAGCAAUAAAUGGGCAGAAAUCGCUAAACAUUUAGAAGGAAGAACAGACAAUGCCAUUAAAAAUCAUUGGAAUUCUGGAAUGAAAAAAAGGAUCCCAGAAUUCACACAUAAAUUAUUAGGCAUCAAAUAGUAGUUUCUCUAAAAAGGGUUGUAUCUAUUAAUUUUAUGAAGGAAGACCUUCCUAUUUUGAGCAAUUUGAGAUUGAGUUUGAAAGGAAAGCUUUGGAAAUCAUCUUUCUCAACAAAACCUAUGUGAGUUUACUCACUGAUUCUGAAGACGAAGAAGAGGAACAACCAAAAUAAUAACCAAUCUAAUAAAGCAGAGAAAGUACUGCAAUUAGAAUUUAAUAAUAUGUAGAUAAUAAUUAAUAUCUUAUAGAAUGAUAUGAGAAAUAGAACUAUUAUUAAGCAUCCCAGAAGAAAUAGAAUGCAUAAAAAAUAUCUGCUUUUUAAGAAGUAAUAGAAGGAAAACAAUAAUUCAAACAAAGAGAAUUUUCUGUAAUGGACACACACUCCUUAAAAAUAUGAAAAGUAAGUCUCUGUCUUAUUCUAGUGAUGAUUAUUAUUACACACCAGCUGCAUUCAAUAAACAAAGGAGAAUGAGUCAUAGUAGUUUUAAGUAUAGUUAACAUCAAAGCUAUGUAAAUGAGAGAAUAUAACAAUAGUAUAACGAUUCCUACAUAGAAAGGGAGGAAUUAAAGUAGAAUUUAUUCCUUUGA